Messenger RNA from Pararge aegeria (speckled wood butterfly), 813 nucleotides. RefSeq names its product 39S ribosomal protein L32, mitochondrial (gene mRpL32). Gene Ontology annotation, biological process: translation. The transcript is spliced from 4 exons. Lineage: Eukaryota; Metazoa; Arthropoda; Insecta; Lepidoptera; Nymphalidae. The coding region runs from base 167 to 757 and encodes 196 amino acids. Gene Ontology annotation, molecular function: structural constituent of ribosome. The record is from RefSeq and is a predicted model, not a curated record. Gene Ontology annotation, cellular component: mitochondrial large ribosomal subunit.
AAGCAUUUAGCAUUUAUUUACUUACAAUCAAAGCUGAAUUUAAUUUAAUAAAAUCAAUAUAAUUUACCAACGAGAACCUAGUUUCACUUCACAGAUUUGAAAACUAUUUGUAUGAGUACUUAGUUUCCAGAAAAGUAAACAGUAAAAGUCUAUAUUUGAGUUUAAAAUGAUAUCUCGUGUACAUCAACUGAAGAAGAUACUAAACAAUGUUGAAAAAAACGUGCUACAAAUUUUUGGAUUCCCACCCAGAGAGUUGGCCAUGGCAUACACAUUAGAAAAACGAUUACCACAGCCAAAAAAAUUUACCAUAAAAGAUAUUGUUGGCGAUGGGAUCCUAUUGGCUGUGCCUAAAUUCAGAAGAACUGUGGAAAAAAGGCUGAAGAGAAAAUUUGGCAGUCCCGAUUAUGUCUGGAAAAUGCUAAUACCAAAAACAAACAUCAUUGUAUGCAACAGUUGUGGACACUACCAUGAGCGAGGCUAUAUCUGUGGUCAUUGUUACAAAAAAGUUGAAGCAGAAACAAAAGAAAUUCAAGAUAAGAUCCAGGAAAAAUUGGGGAAUCUAAAACCAAUUGAGAAUGAUGUAAUUGUUUUAUACAAUGGAGAGAAUUUGCCAGAACAGCCUAAAGAGUUCUGGCAAGGGAAAAGGAUAAUUGAAAUGAAGAAAGAUAGACCACAGUGGUUCAGUAAAAAUCUUUUGCAGAAAUCAACACAGCAGCCAUCAGAAUCAAAAGAUGUUAAGCCUACUGAUUUAGCUUAAAAAAAGGAUAUUGUUAAAGUAGAAAGUGUUUAAUAUAAUAAUAGUGAAAAAAAAAA